Molecule: messenger RNA, 1302 nt
Organism: Pteronotus mesoamericanus
Lineage: Eukaryota; Metazoa; Chordata; Mammalia; Chiroptera; Mormoopidae
Gene: AIMP1
Product: aminoacyl tRNA synthetase complex interacting multifunctional protein 1
Exons: 7
Coding region: 288-1217 (309 amino acids)
Molecular function (GO): tRNA binding
Source: RefSeq, a predicted model, not a curated record
CCAGGGUGCUUACUUUUGGCAAUAGGGGAAAGAACUGAUUUAUAAGCCAUAGGAACAUCUUUUCACUUUCUAAAAACAGGUUAUAGAAUUAAUUAAAAUUGCAGCACAUCAACUCUGCACACGAAACCCACUCUACCAUUAGAGACUAAUGUAACCCAAAUAUGUGGAAAGUCAAAUAGUUUUUCCACAAAGCUAAUUUAGAUGGAUGGAUCAGAUAACAACUUGGAACUGACCAUAACAGAUACAUUUCUACUCAAAAACAGAUUUUCUGCCGUUUCUUGGCAAAAAUGGCAACCAAUGAUGCUGUUCUGAAGAGACUGGAACAGAAAGGUGCAGAGGCAGAUCAAAUUAUUGAGUAUCUUAAGCAGCAAGUUGCUCUUCUUAAGGAAAAAGCAAUUUUGCAGGCAACUUUGAGAGAAGAGAAGAAACUUCGAGUUGAAAAUGCUAAACUGAAGAAAGAAAUUGAAGAGUUGAAGCAAGAGCUAAUUCAGGCAGAAAUUAAAAAUGGAGUGAAACAAAUACCAUUUCCAUCUGGUACUUCACUGCAAGCUAAUUCUGAAAAUGUGAUACAGUCUAUACCAAUCACAACCAUAUCUUCUGGUGCCAAAGAACAGGUAAAAGGAGGAGGAGGAGAAGAAAAGAAGGUGAAAGAGAAACUUGAAAAGAAAGGAGAGAAAAAGGAGAAAAACAAACAAUCAAUAGCAGGAAGUGCUGAUUCUAAGCCAAUAGAUGUUUCCCGUCUGGAUCUUCGAAUUGGUUGUAUCAUGACUGCUAAAAAACAUCCCGAUGCAGAUUCUUUGUAUGUAGAAGAAGUAGAUGUUGGAGAAGCAGUCCCAAGAACAGUUGUCAGUGGCCUGGUGAAUCAUGUCCCUCUUGAUCAGAUGCAAAAUCGGAUGGUGAUUUUACUUUGUAACCUGAAACCCGCAAAGAUGAGGGGAGUCCUAUCUCAAGCAAUGGUGAUGUGUGCCAGUUCACCAGAGAAAGUUGAAAUCUUGGCACCUCCUAAUGGAUCUGUUCCUGGAGACAGAAUUACUUUUGAUGCUUUUCCUGGAGAGCCUGAUAAAGAGUUGAAUCCUAAGAAGAAGAUUUGGGAGCAGAUCCAGCCUGAUCUGUACACCAAUGAUGAGUGUGUGGCUACUUACAAAGGAGUUCCCUUUGAGGUGAAAGGGAAGGGAGUGUGUAGGGCUCAAACUAUGGCCAACAGUGGAAUAAAAUAAAAUUACAAUGCUUCAGUUACUGAAAUUAGAAAAACUUUAAUAACAAUAAAAAGAAAUACAUUGGUCACUUAUGUCUAAAACAUAA